This is a messenger RNA of Hevea brasiliensis (rubber tree), 321 nucleotides long. RefSeq names its product 14 kDa proline-rich protein DC2.15-like. The transcript has a single exon. NCBI's taxonomy places the organism in Eukaryota, Viridiplantae, Streptophyta, Magnoliopsida, Malpighiales, Euphorbiaceae. The coding region runs from base 1 to 321 and encodes 106 amino acids. The record is from RefSeq and is a predicted model, not a curated record.
AUGGCUUCAAGAACUGUAGCUUGCAUUGCCUUCCUGCUCUCCCUCAACCUCCUCUUCUUCAGUAUGGUGAGCGCUGCGACUUGCCCUGUGGAUGCCCUAAAGUUCAAAGUAUGUGCCAAUGUGUUGGGGCUAAUUAAAAUCCCACCAGAUGCACCUUGCUGCAGCCUCAUUAGUAAUCUUUUUGAUCUUGAAGCUGCUCUUUGCCUUUGCACUGCCAUCAGAGCUAAUGUCUUGGGCAUCAACCUCAACGUUCCUGUCGAUUUGAGCUUGUUUCUCAACAAUUGCGGCAAGAAAGUCCCUGAAGGAUUCAAGUGUCCAUAA